Molecule: messenger RNA, 1248 nt
Organism: Fulvia fulva
Lineage: Eukaryota; Fungi; Ascomycota; Dothideomycetes; Mycosphaerellales; Mycosphaerellaceae
Exons: 5
Coding region: 1-1248 (415 amino acids)
Molecular function (GO): ATP binding; ATP hydrolysis activity
Source: RefSeq, a predicted model, not a curated record
AUGGUGUCUACGCAAUACGUUUGCAGUAAAUGCCCUGGUCUCCAGAUCUCUACGCAGUAUGUUGAUUACGAUGGGGCAGCCUACGGGUUGGAGGAUCGUCCACUUCGAGUGAAGCCGUUCAAAGGAAGCCAACCGAUUGAACAACUGAAAUACAUUCCUCUUUCGCUCCUUCCUGAAGGAGACGCACUAGUUCAACGGCUGAUCACUCGAGGUCUUCGAGCCACUGUGCUGAAUCAAGCUGGCUAUAUGAUGCACGCCGGCUUCGCCGAGUUUGGGAUCGUCGAGCUCCCAGUCGAGAGAUAUGUCGAAGGGAGGAUUCGCAUUGAUCCAGACGGCUAUUCCAAGUAUGGCAGGACCAUCAGCUUGCAUAACAUGCCAGAGGAAUUGCAGUCUGACACAGAACAAUUUUCACAAACGCAUUUGAUGCUCAUGUGCUCGAAGAUUCGUGGUUACGACUUCGCCAACAAGGAAUGGGCUGAGUUUGAGGUGGACAAUAUCACUGACAUUGUCUGGAGCGACACUGCCUUCGAUCAACUCGUCCUCUCGGCUGCUCGCAAACGACUAAUCAAAGCCCUUGUCGAUGGCAACGAGCCCUACAAAAACAAUCUAGAUGAUAUCGUACGAGGCAAAGGACAAGGGGUCAUUCUGCUGCUCAGCGGCGUGCCAGGUACCGGCAAAACACUGACAGCAGAAGCGAUCGCUGAGCACUUGCGAAUCCCACUUUACUCUGCGACUGCUGGACAGCCGGACGCCUCAAGUACGUAUCGACUUGAAACAUCACUGGAAAGGAUGCUGCUCUUAGCUGCCAGAUGGGGCGCUGUGCUUCUCCUUGACGAAGCAGAUGCGUUCCUCGAAGCUCGAAAGGAUGGCGACACCGAGCGCAACCAGAGAGUAGCAGUGUUCCUCCGCUUGCUGGAAUACUACAAAGGCGUACUGAUAUUGACUACAAACCGCCAAGUCACUUUUGAUCAAGCGUUUCACUCUCGGAUUCACCUGACCAUGCACUAUGACGCUCUCGACCACCAUGCUCGCACUCAAGUCUGGAAAACAUUCCUGAACAGGACCGACCUCACAACCUCCGAAUACGAACAGCUUGGGAACCUGGACCUCAAUGGCAGACGCAUCAAACACAUGGGCAAGAUGGCGCAGCUUCUGGCACAAUCUGACAAAGCUGACUUGAGCAUGGACCACAUCAACGAGGUCUUGGAAGUGGCUAUGCGCGGCGAGCAGUCUUUUGCUACCGAGUAG